AGGUGGCGAGCACCAGCUGGAAGAGAGUGCUGAUCAAAAUGACUGGGAAUCCCACAGAGAACGUGACGUCAAUGAGCAGGCACAGAGUCCAUAGGUCCCUUACUACGCUAGCUUUCGACAAGGAUAAGGAAGAGAAACUGAGAACGUACGAGAAGUUUAUGGUGGUGCGUCAUCCUUUCGAGCGGGUACUCUCGGCCUACAGGGACAAGCUGGAGGACUGGGAGCCUGCUGAUGCCACCUUCCCCAAAAUGGUCAAGCAGAAAUUACUGAAAUACAACAUCACCACCUUCACGGAGUACAUUCGCUUCAUCUCUCAGCCGGGUCGCGGUACUGUGGAGCAGCGAAACGAACACUGGUUGCCGAUGCAUGAAAUAUGUCAACCCUGCGCCAUACAGUACGACUUUAUCGGCAAGUAUGAAAACCUGAAAGAGGACUCGGAGUAUCUUCUGCUGAAGUGGCUGGGCGUGACAGACCUGAUCGGGACGUUUCCUGCAGCAACCAGACCCUUCCACGCCAGCCGCCACGACCCCAGGUACUUCGGCCAGCUCAGCAACCAGGAAAUCAUGGCCUUCUUCGCCAAAUACUUGCCAGACUUUAUGUUAUUCGACUACGACUUUGUUUGA
Portunus trituberculatus (swimming crab) is the source of this 623-nucleotide messenger RNA. Its product is annotated as carbohydrate sulfotransferase 14-like. Gene Ontology annotation, biological process: carbohydrate biosynthetic process. Gene Ontology annotation, cellular component: membrane. Lineage: Eukaryota; Metazoa; Arthropoda; Malacostraca; Decapoda; Portunidae. Gene Ontology annotation, molecular function: sulfotransferase activity. The record is from RefSeq and is a predicted model, not a curated record. The transcript is spliced from 3 exons. Bases 39 to 623 code for a protein of 194 amino acids.